Gongylonema pulchrum is the source of this 456-nucleotide messenger RNA. NCBI's taxonomy places the organism in Eukaryota, Metazoa, Nematoda, Chromadorea, Rhabditida, Gongylonematidae. The record is from the annotation of a GenBank genome assembly.
AUGAUCACAUCGGCCAUUCUGUCCACUGAAGAAACAUCGUUACCAAAAGUGAACGAGCUAACGCAGAAAUGUCGUAAGGAAGCGGAUAAAUAUGGUCGGCUGCUGGAUGAAUAUCGCAUGGAAAUUGCGGAGAAAAGCGAACAUCAUGCGCAGCAGCUGGAAAUGAAGAAAGCAGAUUGCAAAAGUAAUUUAUUUUCUUUUCGACGAAGCAAUAAGCUGAAAUGGCUGACUGGCUCUUUCGCGGACACAAAAACAGCAGCAGCCGAUCCUUUGCGUGCUUCAAAUGCGUACAAAGAAAUCGCGGAUGCACUGCGAAACGCCAGUAAAGCGGUAAAAGGAGCAAAACAAACAGCGGAAUAUGCUUAUCUCGAUGCAGAUCCGAAAUCUGAAACUUCGAUGUGGCUCAAGCAGCCAAAAAUCAAAGUGUUACAAUUAAGCAACAAGCCGACGAGCUGA